AUGCACUCACGCGCCCUGAUCAGUCUGGCGCUGACCUUCUUCUUCGCCCUCGCCGCAGCCGCCAACGAACGGAGCAUCGACGUCUUCGCAUGGCCUCUAUCCGCCUCAAAACCGCAGACCCUCGCGAAGGUCUCGUUCACCGCCAACAACGCCUCCGUCAAGAGCUUCACCACACCCUCAAUACCAAGCGCAGACGACAUUGUACGCGUCGGGUUCUAUCACCCCACUGGAAAGUGGUCCGGCGUCGCUACGGCCGCGUCCAACUUGGCGCCGGAAAAGUCCAAGAAGCUUCAGCUGCACGUGCGGCCUGAUGGCGAGCUCUAUCAUGUGGGCUUCAAGGCAGCGGAUGGAGUGAGUCAAGGAAAGGGUGCAAGCACGAAGGAUGGAUUAUCAGUGGAGGUGGUGAAGAUCAGGCCAGGGCCGGUGCCUCACCUGAACAAGCCUGUGGUCGUCAGCGAAGAUGGUUCAGUUGAGGACAAAGAGCCUGAGAAGUCGUUCUUGCAGAAGUAAGCAUAUCAUAAGAUACCCUUUGGGUACAGCCCGAGCUAAUCUGUCACAGAUACUGGUGGGCCAUUGCCCUUUUCCUCUUGUUGCAAGUCUUUAUGGGCGGAGGCCAGAAGGAGUGA
Messenger RNA from Lecanosticta acicola, 626 nucleotides. NCBI's taxonomy places the organism in Eukaryota, Fungi, Ascomycota, Dothideomycetes, Mycosphaerellales, Mycosphaerellaceae. The record is from the annotation of a GenBank genome assembly.